Pseudomyrmex gracilis is the source of this 6438-nucleotide messenger RNA. RefSeq lists its product as uncharacterized. Bases 2339 to 6403 code for a protein of 1354 amino acids. The transcript is spliced from 10 exons. Gene Ontology annotation, cellular component: membrane. Lineage: Eukaryota; Metazoa; Arthropoda; Insecta; Hymenoptera; Formicidae. Gene Ontology annotation, molecular function: monoatomic ion channel activity; protein-containing complex binding. Gene Ontology annotation, biological process: transmembrane transport; monoatomic ion transport. The record is from RefSeq and is a predicted model, not a curated record.
AUCUCAAUUCCACUCCUAUCCACUUAUCCCUUUCCUACUGCUUGGUUGCCUUUCACCCCCGUUGAGCCUUUUACCCUUACAUUUGCACCCCACCAUCGUUCUCGUCAACCCAUGUCCCGCCACGUCGUCCCGACGUUAUCUCCGUAACACCCUUCUCGACAAGCGAGGGUCGCUACCGGUUUCGUAGUGACUUUCGUCGUCGGGAAUCGCGUGACAUGUGCGUGAGGAAAUACCGGUCCCACUCAGAUGGUUCCGAUUUGUCGAGUGGUUGCGACAAAUCAGCGUGUGAUCGACGUUCGCGUGAGUGAUACUUGAUUAAAUCUAUAUCGUGAAAAAAGAUCAGCAAGAGAUCGAAGAAAUCGUGCGACACUCGGUGAUCAAUCGUCAUUAGCAAGCUUCAUCGUCGCAGUGUGUCGAUAGCGAAGGACAAAGUUUCUUGAGAAGGAGAACAUCAAAAAUUACGUUCUCGCGAAAUACUUUUUUCGUCGAAGUAAACGACGGAUCUCCGGUGUCAUGUGGUAUAUCCGCUAAGGGAUCGAGUGUCCUUUCAAGUAAUUACCGAGCUCCCGAAUAAUUUCGAACGGAUCUUUUAAUGCGCGAUAUAUCAUUCUCGAUAUUCUCGUUGUUUCUUAGGUUCUCCAAGCAAGUUAUUUGUCGCGUAAGCGAUUUUAAAGUGAAAAGUCGCGAUUCAUCAAAGGAUGGAAAGAAAUCGGAAGAACACGCGAUUGCGUGGAAGGACAGGAUUUGUGUCCACGUGCGUUUUCUCUUGAGAGUUACGACGUGCGUUCGUACAAUCGCAUGCAUGCGUGCUAGAUAAACACGUUACGUGAUUACAAAUCAACAAACAGGGCGUCGUUGGUGAUGUUUAUUGUGAGUAGAUGUGCGGUAUAAUUGCAAGUUUACCGAUUGAAAUGUGUGAGCCGAACUUGUAUGAAUACGCGGCGAGUAUUUCGUUUCGAGAUUUCCGUUUUUUCUUCAAAAUUUCACACAAACAUUUUUUUAUCCAACGUAAAUUAAAUUGGAUUGGGUUUUGAGAGAAAGGGAGAGAGGGAGAGAGAGAGUAAUCGCAGAAAGCAGAAACUCGCGAGCAUCACUCGGGAAGCAUAGAAGAGAAAGAAAAGACGAAGUGACUGAUCGAUUAAAGACACAGAGGAAGCCACGUCUCUUGCAUGCAAGAGAGGACUCGAGUCGUCCGAUAACUGUUAUCAGUUUAAAGAAUCAUUGCAAAAACUGUCGUGGAAACACAAAAUGUUGAAAAAUAAUUGUACAUCAUAAAAGAGAAGAAAAACGAUAAUAUCUUCGCGCAAUAUCGAUAUCAUACGUAUUUAACCGAGUGAUCUGGAUAAAAAUGUUGUAAAGGAAAGAAUCGGAAAUUGAGUUGAAAGUGAAAAAAAACUGAUAUGCGCGAUAGGGGAAAUUGAUGCAAUUCGGACAACGCUCUUCAAACGAAAUUCGGAUAAAACAGCUAUAAAAUUUUUGGAAUCGCGAUUGCCGCCGCGGCAAUCGCGAUUAUUAUUUGGGAACGUCGUUGUAUAAAAAACGCAACGUGUCAAGAGAAUAACCGGAAGUAUCAUCAGCACAGUAAAAGGAGAAAGAGGGAGGAUCGCGUAAGUCUGUAUUUUUAUCCUCUCGCGGGAAAUCAGUGACCGAAGAUAGGAGUCAACGAGAGUCAGGAGGAUACCAUCGCCUACCUACCCUGUUCUUUAUCACCGUGACCGGCAAAUUGAUAACGAGUCAAUCGUCACGUUUUGAGAAAAUGAGCCGUGUUCGUGAGGAAAGAAAGAAAAACGCACAAGCCUGUAAAAAGAGGUUUACGUAAGUUUCCGAAAGCUCUUUUCUUCCCCGCAUUUAUUGAUGCUCAUUUCACAACUGCACACCGGGGAAUUAUUUUCAAGUUUUAUGAUAGAUCUAUCAAACGUGCUUCUCCGCAUCGUUCACCGAUCGUAGAGAAAUCGCUUUCAGUCAUCGCGUACAAACGAGAGAGAAAGAGUCACUUUGAAAACAAAAAACGCGUUAAUUAAGAUUACGAGAAAAGAGAAAACGUGUUUUAUGACAAAGAAAAAGUCACAUGACUCGUGCAAAGAGAGAAGAUAAUCCGAAAAAUCAACGAUAAGAAAACGAAUUGAGACGAAUCGAGCGAAUCAAAAAACAACGGACAAAAAUAUCGGAAAGGAUAUACGUUCGUGGAAGAUUCGUCUUGGUGAACUUUCGACACGGCAAUCUAUCGCGGCGUACCGCCCUUCACGGUGAGCUUAAAGAUAUCACGAGAGAGAUCCAGGAUGCGCCCUUCCCACGGGUUUGUCGGGAGUAGCAGCCGCUCUAUCGGGAACAGGAAGAAAUGAAGUUAUCAGUGUCGGCUUAUACAGCUCAAGCCAGUGCUCACAAGAAUCUCUGUAGUUAUCAGCAACAGCGGAGCUACGGAGCUACCAAUCAGGCAUCCACGGCCCGGACCCCCCCAGACCUCGCAACGGUCCUUCCUGUCCUCAAGGUGGACCGGGCGGAGAAGGAAGAGGGCCAGGGGGAAUGUGGUCCGGUGCCGUCUUCAGCGGGCUGUAGCGGCGCUUCCAGUUCGAGAAUGGGUCCUGGGCCUGAUUCCGGCAGUAGCGCCCCAUCAUCAGUUCCCCAAUCGCUAGCUACUUCGAGGGACGACGAGGACGAUGAAGAUGAUGAGAGCAGCGGCAGACGAUCCAAUGGCCACGGAGGAUCGAGAACAAAAAGUAAUCAGCGAUGGAUGAAAUUGCGGACGACGGUACAAUUGUCUUCGGCGAUCUCGACAAUUCAGAAGAAACCGCCGCUAAAACGCGAGGACUCAUUUCUGAAGAGAUUUUCCACGAGACAAAUACCAGAGAGUCAAGAAACGCUUGACACCGGCGAAGGCGAAGGUGACGCGACCGACGACAAAGAAGCCGGUAGUCGGCGUCGCCGGCGGCCUCGUAGGCCCCAGAAACCUCCCAAAACCGUGAUCAAUCCCGAUGAAAAUUUUUAUUAUUACUGGCUGAUGUUGCUGUCAGCCUGCGUCCUUUACAAUCUUUGGACACUGAUCGUCCGUCAGAGUCUGCCGGAACUGCAGGCGUUGGCACCCACCGCCUGGAUCGCUUGCGACAGUUUCACCGACGUAGUGUUCAUUUUGGACGUGGUGGUGCAGAUACGCACCGGUUACCUCGAGCAAGGCCUGAUGGUGUACAACAGUAUGAAACUGGCCGGUCACUACCUCAAAUCUAAAUCGUUCGUGCUGGAUCUGUUGGCGCUGUUGCCGCUCGAUCUCCUGCAGAUGAAUCUCGGCAGCAACCCUAUGCUGAGGUUCCCGAGGUUCCUCAAGAUCUACCGCGUUUACAAUUACUACUACAUGGUGGAGUCGCGCACGGUCUACCCGAAUCUCUGGCGCGUGCUCAAUCUUAUUCACAUACUUCUCAUAUUGGCGCACUGGUUCGGUUGCUUUUACUACUUACUGAGCGAGGCCGAGAGCUUCCAGGGCGAUUGGGUCUACCCGUACCGGCCCGGCGAAUACGCCACUCUGACCAGGAAGUACCUCGGCUCUCUCUACUGGUCCACCCUGACACUUACGACCAUCGGUGACCUGCCUACACCGGAGACCAACGCCGAAAACAUAGCGGGCGGCAAUCCCCGGAGCCUCGCUCGUCGCGGCCGACUGUCCCGGCUUCUGCAGUUCAAGCAUAACGAAGGAUAUGUCUUCACGAUAGUCAGCUACUUGAUCGGUGUCUUCAUAUUCGCGACGAUCGUUGGCCAGGUCGGUAACGUCAUUACCAAUAGAAACGCUAAUCGUCUGGAGUUCGAGAGACUCUUGGACGGCGCCAAAACUUAUAUGAGGCAUCACAAGGUACCGGGCGGUAUGAAACGACGGGUUCUUAGGUGGUACGACUACAGCUGGUCGCGUGGCAGAAUACAGGGCGGCGGUGACAUCAACACCGCUCUCGGUUUGCUUCCGGACAAGCUCAAAACCGAAUUGGCGUUGCACGUGAAUCUCUCGGUGCUCAAGAAAGUUACUAUUUUCCAGGAGUGUCAGCCGGAAUUUCUUCACGAUCUCGUGCUGAAGAUGAAGGCCUACAUUUUCACCCCCGGUGAUUCGAUAUGUCGAAGAGGCGAGGUCGCUCGUGAGAUGUUUAUAAUAGCCGACGGUAUUUUGGAAGUGAUCAGCGAAACUGGCAGAGUCCUUACAACAAUGAAGGCCGGAGACUUUUUCGGCGAGAUUGGUAUACUCAAUCUUGACGGAUUGAAUAAACGCACAGCUGACGUUCGUUCGGUAGGUUAUUCCGAACUGUUCAGUCUUUCACGGGAGGACGUACUGGCUGCAAUGAAGGAUUAUCCGGAGGCACAAGAAAUCUUGCAGAAUCUUGGCCGGAAGCGACUGAUGGAAGCGCAAAGAGUAGCGCGGGCAUCGCGCCAACCUACAUCGCCUGGACACGAUUCCUCCGAUAACAGUACCGGCAAGAGGAUUGUCGAUAAGCUGAAAAGUGACGUAAAAGGCUUGAAGAACGUAUUAAGAAAGAGCAGACGCAACACUCGACCGGAGGAGAGUCUGGAGCUUCAACCACUAACGCCAAAACUGCCGGUUCUGAAAAGGCAGCAGAAGAUCGACGACGGUCAAGACUUGUCCUUGCCAAAUAGCCAGGAACCACCACCAGUGUCACCGUUGGGCGCUGGUCUACCUCUGCUAUCGAGACUCAGACUUCUGAAAGAGAAAGAAGAAAGAGAAGAACGGCGAAAUUUAAUGGAUACAUCGCAGAGUCACACCGCAGAGCAGUGUGUGCAACAACAACCGCCGCCAUCGGAGGCCUUGAAUCCUACUAAUCCGAAUUUACCGUUCCUGCAAAGGAUUCUCUUGCUGAAAGCGAAGAACGAAGAGACUGGCCAAGCGGAGAAGGAGCCGCUUACAAAAGAACCCCUGUUGUCCAAAAAUAGUAUUCCCGAGGAAACGCAGUCGGACGAACAGCCGUCCACAUCUACUCAGACUGGUGCCACCGCGACUUCCGCUGUGACGUUGGAAGCCGAAACGCGAGAAACCAAUAUAAUCAAAAAGCCUUGGACCACGCUGAAAAACGCGUCUUUAAAAAUUCCCACCAAAGGAAAUUCGCCUCAGAAAAGUCCGCCGACCAGAAAGCUACAACAGACCAAGAUGUACGCUUCCGUCGACGAUCUUUCGCCGGAGUAUUGCGGUCUUCCGUUUGUUAAGAAACUUAAAAUUCUUAACGAAAGGCAAAAGCUGGCCGAGCUGGAAAAGGCGGUCAGAAGUUCGUCUCUCGACUGCGGCGAGAACACCGAGCCGGAAUUUGACAGUAACCUUACAAGAAGUCAUUCGGAAGCCUGCGCCAUUGAGUACGCCAGAAAGCUUGCUAAAUACAAUCAAACGACAGCUUCGGAACAAUUGUCGCCGGAGAACGAAACGCUGGAGAGGCGGAACCUGAAGAGUAUUCUGAAGAAACUGUCAGCCAGCAGUAGGACCGGCAGCAGCGAGACCUCGGCAACGAGCACGCCAGAUCGCGAGGCCGCGACCGCCGAGCUCAAGAGGCUGAUGAGAGCACCAACGAUCGAGGGUUAUGCAGCGCGGCACUCCAAAUUGUCCAAGAGUGUGACUUUCAAUAAGUACACGCUGCAAAGCCCGCCAUCCGAGCGGCCCUUGUCCGAGUGUCAAGAUCAGCCGUCACUGCCACCGCCCAAUAAAUUCAGUUUCCGUCCUGUAGGCAGUGUCGGCGUCUUGCAAACAGUAUCUCGAGAGGAGGAGUGCCUAGACGAACUGUUCUCUGGAGUCGCCGACGUCAUCAAGACUGGUCUGGAGGCUAUACAAAGCAAAUUUGAGCGACAUUUCACGUCGCUGGAGUUGGAAGUUCGCAAACGCGACGAGAUAAUUGCGCAGCUGCAGACGCGAAUACAAGAACUGGAGCAACAAGAAUCGCGCGGCGAGGACGAUUUCGGCGGGGACAGCACAGAGCACGACGCUUCCAUGGAGGAGGAUCUCGAUGAUGAUCACGAGGACCAUCCUUUCAUGCGAGACAGUUCUGUGGAUACCGUUCUAACUACGAGAUCGCGUGAGCGACAUUCGUCGAUCGGGUCGAGCUCGCGCAGCAGACGAUCGUGGGAAGAACAUUCGGAAAAAGAAACCCUGGAGCUGCAAGAGUUGCCUAAUUCGAUAGUGCCUCAGAGACUGUCGUGUGAGGAUGUGGCGAUUGACUUGGAGUCGAACAGUGACAGCAGAUCGGACGAGGAGUUCGAUAUCUAUAGCCGUCGCAAAGAUGACAGUGAUGAAGGUGACGAGGAAGACGACGAGGAAGACGAAGAUGAGAAGAUUUUACGGCAAGAUGGUUACAAUAAUUGGGAAGUGGCUUUAUUGGCGAAGCAACUCGAAGCGAGAAGAAGAAGCGGCGACAAUGCCAGCCCGGGUUCCUAGCGCAUUAAUGAGAUUCUAGAAAUACUGUGUUACCU